Molecule: messenger RNA, 792 nt
Organism: Ilyonectria robusta
Lineage: Eukaryota; Fungi; Ascomycota; Sordariomycetes; Hypocreales; Nectriaceae
Exons: 2
Coding region: 137-691 (184 amino acids)
Source: RefSeq, a predicted model, not a curated record
CAGCUAGAUUCGACAGAAAUCUGUUGCAAUGUCACCAUAUAAUCAAAUUUCAUCUUUUGCGAACCAUCAGUGAAAGCCAUCGGCCAACAUCUGGCUGUAGACGAAAGACGACUGCGUUGUCAACCGCUUCACCAACAUGGUCAGGCAAAGCCAGCCGGAAGAUGCGAAAGCCAUUUUACCAGUCACGGCGAAAGCUGGUAUGCUCUGUCCGGUACCAGAGCAAGAUGGAGAGACCCGCCAUCCACGACACGCCCUGCUCGCGUCUUUCGCAGCUUGCGGCUGCACCGUCGUCUUAAACACUGUCCCAAUUUACUUCAACCAUGGCUCGACUGACCAAGAAUGCGGGGGCAAAUUUCCAGCGUGCGACCCGCAAACCCUCCAGCCCCCGUCGCGAUUACCACAUGUCCUCCAACAAUACUUCACCUGCCAUACUCUGCUUUUCAUCUUGGCUCUGUCAACCUUUAUACACUGGAUAUUGAUAUUCAAUCUGUUCCAACAAGGACGGUGGAAGGACUCGUAUCUCAAUGUGGUUUUGUGCACUACGAUGGUGUGUCUUAUCCCAGCAGCCUUCUUUGCCCAGGACCCUGCCACCACCUUCGUCCAGAUUUUGCCCAUUAUCACAGAUGUCUGUGUGGCUGGGUGUCUUUUCAGAGAACAUCUGCUCACGAAGAGACCAUGGACGGAAAAAUAAGUCUCGUUAUGAAGGUGAAAGUUUGGGAGGGGGGAAUGGUGGCCAACCGAUCGGCCGACGGGGAGGGUGCUACCCAUAGUGUUGCCGAAUGUCAAAAUCAU